ACGACUUUCGUCCACAUCACUCUUACCGCUUGCACCUGCCGGACCUACCCGACGUCUUGUACACCACACUCUACGCUUUCUACACACAAAGACAGAAAAAUAUUCUUGGAGCCCGAACCAGGACCCAGUUCUGCAAAAUCUAGUUGACACGCAAGCGCCAUCAGACUUGGUAUACUCAACACGGGUUUCGCCGGUCUAGAAACCCCUCAACACCCCAAAUUCUCCACAACAGCACCCAGCGUCUUCACUACAUCGUCGCCUGGAGAAGACAAACGUCCACCCAUGUCCGCCUACAAAGGCCAGCGAGGGCCCAACGUGUCCCAGUAUAUCGCGAAUCUCAAUCAGCUGUCGCCGCAGCAGGAUUUGCUGUCGGACCCGGCACCCGCUGAGGACUUCUCCGACUUCCUCAACGCCGAUUUUCUAGACGUGAACAACACGCAGAACGCCAGCGCCGACUUCGAUAUCAGUUUUGACAACGAGCCAUCACAGCCUUCAAAGGCAAACGGAGAAUUUCUGCGUAACCCAAGCACAGGCGUCGACGCAAACAUGGACUUCAAUCUGAAUGGCGACUUCCCGUUUACCGACUUCAACAACUUUGGCGCAAGCACAGCCUUCGACCCGUCGAUGCCAUUGUCGCACACUCAGCCUAGCCACUACCCAAUCGCACACAACUACGGGUCGCCGACAUCAUCUUUGUCUCCGAUCGCGCAAGGCUUUGACCAGGCCUCGAAGAAGCGCAAGCUUGACAAUGUCGCUCCAGUCAUGCCACAGCAGUCGCUUGACGAGAACGCUCGCAUUGCCGCAGAGGAGGACAAGCGUCGCCGUAAUACGGCCGCAAGCGCCCGCUUCCGCAUCAAGAAGAAGCAGCGCGAGCAAGCGCUCGAGCAGUCGCAAAAGGAGGCGCAAGAGAAGGUGGCCAAGCUAGAGGCCACUAUCCAGCAACUACAGACGGAGAACGCAUGGCUCAAGGGUCUGAUCACGGAGAAGAACGGGGGCAAGAGCACCACGGACGAACUCAAGGCACUCAUCAACAAGCGCGAGAACGCUGUCAGCGAACGGAGUAGCUCUACGCACACAGAUGGCGUGGGUACCAAGGCAGAGAAGCCAAAGGUGGAUGCCUAAAUUCUCUUCUCUGCUUGUCUGUUUUGAAUUGAUGUUUACUACUGCACUGCUUCAAAAGGCUGAGUGGUUGUUGUCACGAGGUGGCUAGUCCAAGUAUGCGAUGAUGAUUUUAUGGCGUGGAGAGAGUAGGCGUAUAUACCAAGGUCCGACAUAUAUUGCAAGUCUGUUCAAAUGUAUCAAGAUUCGUUUGCUUCACGAUUGCGGCCUGGAUGUGAUGUGCGCUUGACGACAGGACAUGCCUGUCAUGGACCAGGUAGCCAAAGUCCAGAAGACGAGAACACGUCAACCCUUGUACAUACUGCAGUUACAUGCGAAGUGCAGUUGCGCCUUGUUCAUGGAUAAAGUCACAAAAUACUAGGUAUCAAUUCGCCAUAUUGACAUGAAGAAGCGCAAGACUAUGCCCAUGCAGGUUUCAAACGCCAAUUACCGUGAGGAGAAGAAUAGAGACAGCACUCAAACGGUAUCCAAGCCAACUCGCCAUCACUUCUCACCAUCACUCAACAAGCUGUUGACAUAACUCUCGCUCGCGCCCUCCUUCUUCGCAAAAGUCUGCGCCCUCGCACCCGGCGCAUUUGUCAAACGCCUGCUCGGCAAAUGCGCCCAUCCCUCAGCGUUGCGGACGCUAUUAUUCUAGAUAGCAAUCCAUGUGAUGGUGAUGACAAUGUCCAUGCCCUUCUUCUCGGCCGCCUCCCACUUGUAGCUGUAUGUGCCAUCCUUCUCGUUGUUCCAGAAGGCGCCGACAGCGCUGUGCAUGCCGCGACGGCCGUGCUUCUCAGGUUCCGCAGGAGAGCCAAUGUGUUGGAUUACGGUGCUGUUGGCGAUGUACUUGUAAGGGGGUUGCGACG
This is a messenger RNA of Pyrenophora tritici-repentis Pt-1C-BFP, 1967 nucleotides long. RefSeq names its product bZIP-2 multi-domain protein. The record is from RefSeq and is a predicted model, not a curated record. Lineage: Eukaryota; Fungi; Ascomycota; Dothideomycetes; Pleosporales; Pleosporaceae. Gene Ontology annotation, cellular component: nucleus. Gene Ontology annotation, biological process: regulation of transcription by RNA polymerase II. Gene Ontology annotation, molecular function: DNA-binding transcription activator activity, RNA polymerase II-specific; RNA polymerase II transcription regulatory region sequence-specific DNA binding.